CAAGGGGGAAAAAAGGAUCAGUGGCAGCUAGUAGGCCGGUGACGUCGACCGCAGAGCGCCACCCGAACAGGAAGGGGAGCCACCUUCGGUAGGAGUCGUGACAGAUAGUAUGUUAGCUAGGUGGCUAUGACUUUCCAACACAACACUGGAACUUUUCCAAGUCAAGCGGAUGAAAUGUUCUCUGACAUUUACAAGAUCAAAGAAUCACCAAAUGGGAUGUUAUUGGAAGUUGAGGGAAAGAUGGUUAGUAGAACGGAGAAUAUCGAUGACUGUCUGUUGGGGGCAAAUGCGUCGGCGGAGGUGCAGGAUGACGGCUGUGAGUCCAGCACAGUCUGUGGAGUGGACAUUGUCCUCAACCACAAACUGCAGGAGACAUCCUUCACCAAGGACUCAUACAAGGGCUACAUCAAGGACUACAUGAAGGCGAUCAAGGCUAAGCUGGAGGAGAACAACCCAGACAGAGUGAAGCCUUUCAUGGCUGGAGCUCAGGAGGAGAUCAAGAAGAUCAUGGGCAACAUGAAGAACUACCAGUUUUUUACAGGUGAGUCCAUGAACCCAGAUGGUAUGGUUGGGCUGCUGGAUUUCCGUGAGGACGGCAUCACUCCCUUCAUGACAUUCUUCAAAGACGGCCUGGAGAUCGAGAAAUGCUAACACUGGACUAAGUGUUUCAAUUGGCUGCUCAGCUGCAUCUCACCUGACCCACGACCACCAACCAACGAGACGACUGCUCUGCAUAACAUUUGGAUUGAAAGCAUUUAGUUACAAUUGUUAUAUUAUAUCUGAUUGGAAUGGAAGUAUUACUUUAAAGUAUUAUAAGAUGCCCAAACUAUGUAAUGUCUAUGGGGUUGGCUGAAGGGGUGCUGUGACAGUAUUUUGGUGUUGAUUCUGUAAUUGACCUUACUGAUUACUGUGUUGAACUCUUGACUAUUGCAUUCAGGUAAACUGGUAUAUUCAGGAAGGCCCAAUCAGAACAUUCAGAUAUAUAUAUAUAUGGGAAAUUCAAUAUGUCACACACAGUUUGCUGGGAUGAUUUGUUUAUCUCUGAGAAGACAAUGUUUCAGUCCAUUGAUUAGUUAUUCAUUAAUUGGUUAUUUAUUGUUGAUUGAUUUAACUCUCAGGCCUCCAUUUGCUUGGUUUACAGUUACAUUAGAUGUGACACCCUUACUAAAGGUAGUGGGAUAGCUUAGGACUUCCUGAUUUGAGUUGUGAAAAAUUAAACGAACACUGGGUAAAACAUU
Oncorhynchus keta (chum salmon) is the source of this 1238-nucleotide messenger RNA. Its product is annotated as translationally-controlled tumor protein homolog. Bases 127 to 651 code for a protein of 174 amino acids. Gene Ontology annotation, cellular component: cytoplasm. NCBI's taxonomy places the organism in Eukaryota, Metazoa, Chordata, Actinopteri, Salmoniformes, Salmonidae. The record is from RefSeq and is a predicted model, not a curated record. Gene Ontology annotation, molecular function: calcium ion binding. The transcript is spliced from 6 exons.